This is a messenger RNA of Truncatella angustata, 2166 nucleotides long. Its product is annotated as endoplasmic reticulum Oxidoreductin 1-domain-containing protein. Gene Ontology annotation, molecular function: thiol oxidase activity; FAD binding; protein-disulfide reductase activity. The record is from RefSeq and is a predicted model, not a curated record. The transcript has 3 exons. Gene Ontology annotation, cellular component: endoplasmic reticulum membrane; endoplasmic reticulum. Gene Ontology annotation, biological process: protein folding in endoplasmic reticulum. NCBI's taxonomy places the organism in Eukaryota, Fungi, Ascomycota, Sordariomycetes, Amphisphaeriales, Sporocadaceae. Bases 118 to 2001 code for a protein of 627 amino acids.
UUCCGGACACGCUCCGAUUCUCAUGCACAACAAGCCGCAGUCCUUUCGCACAUCCCACCCAAUCCUGCAGCAUAUAAGACCCACGAUAGAGCCCGGCCCGCAAGGUUGAAGCCCACGAUGCCUUCUGCUGCAAAGCUUUUUUAUCUGACCUUGUUCUCGCUCUGGCAAGGCCCUGCACAAUGCAAAAGUGCAAAUUCAAGGCCAGCUGACGAUGCAUGUUCGAUAGCACCGGGUAGCAUUAUCAGCGAUGCCUGUGUCACAUAUUCAAAUCUCGAGGACUUGAACACCCAAGUCAAACCUGCCAUCGAGGACCUCAUUCGCAACACCGACUUCUUCUCGCACUACAGACUCAAUCUAUUUAGUAAAACAUGUCCGUUCUGGGAUGAUGAGAAUGGAAUGUGUGGGAAUCAGGCCUGCGCCGUCAAUACCAUCGACGACGAAAAGGAUGUCCCGCUGGUCUGGCGCGCUGAAGAGCUAAGCAAGCUCGAAGGCCCAAAAGCAGAGCAUCCCGGGAAAACAGUCCAAAAAGAACGGCCACAACGACCUCUACAGGGCUCUCUAGGCGAGGACGUCGGCGAGAGCUGCGUGGUCGAGUAUGAUGACGAAUGCGACGAGCGCGAUUAUUGUGUGCCAGAGGACGAGAGCGCAAGCGCUAAGGGUGUCUACGUGUCGCUCGUCCAGAACCCUGAGCGUUUCACCGGCUACCGCGGCGAGAGUGCCAACAUGGUUUGGGAUGCUAUCUACAGGGAGAAUUGCUUCAAGAAGUCUUCGUUUCCCAAAUCUGCAGGUCUGGGUUUGUCUCCGUUUCCAGGACCAGCAGAGCAGGAUUUUAGGGCAGUACUGCAGAGUGUUGGCCGACAACAACCGCCGGGCCAGGACGACGUGGAUGCCCUAGAGUACGAAGACGAGUGCCUUGAGAAGCGCGUCUUCUAUCGUGUCGUCUCGGGCAUGCAUUCGAGCAUCAGUACGCAUAUUUGUUGGGACUUUCUCAACCAGACUACGGGUCAAUGGGGACACAACCUACAAUGUUAUGUCGACAGACUGCACACUCAUCCCGAGCGCAUCUCCAACCUGUACUUCAACUUUGCCAUGGUAACACGUGCGAUCAGCAAGAUUGGUCCUUACCUGCAGAGCUAUACAUUCUGUACUGGAGACCGAGAUCAGGACACAGCCACCAAAGCCAAAGUCACUGCAGUGGUGCAAGCCGCGCUAAAACAACCCGAGAUAUUCGACGAAAGCUUAAUGUUUAAGAACGGCGAGGGUCCUAGCCUGAAGCAAGAGUUCAAGGACAACUUUCGCAACAUUAGCCGAAUUAUGGAUUGCACUUCCUGCGACAAGUGCCGGCUCUGGGGCAAGCUCCAAGUUGCCGGAUACGGCGCUGCGCUCAAGGUUCUAUUCGAGUUCGACAAUGACAGCGGCGAGGUUCCGCUGCUCAAGAGAACUGAACUUGUCGCCUUGUUCAACCUGUACGCCCGUUUGAGUAGCUCGGUGAACGCCAUCACAAAAUUCCGAGCAAUGCUCGAAGACGAAGCUGUUGCCGGGGCACCCGUCCAGGAGCAAAAGACUGAAACCGUCCCGGACCGUGCUAAGAAGCCUCAUGCGAUCGGUCUGGGCCAGUCCAAGGCAGCUUCACAACAACAAGCAUCUACCGAAACGUCCACUAAGGCAGCUUCCGAAGACGAAUGGGCAGGCUAUGUACCUACUCCUAAGGGCGCUGUAGGUAACAGCCUCGCAGAGUUGGCAUCGGUUUGGCGUGUGUUCAAGUACAUAAUGACCAGUUUCGUCUACCUGCCUAGAUUCACCUGGCAUGCUUUUCUUUACGAAGCCGAUCGGGUGUACCGGAGCUACAUAGGAAUGUAUGUACCACCCCGAGAGCCAUACUUUAGUUGGCCUGAUGUCAAUGAGAUCGUGCAUGGUGAUACUCGCUACGAGCAGGUGCCCAAACGGUCUGAGGCGGAAGAUGUGAAAGACAAGUCGAAAGCACCUCAGCGAGAGCUUUGAUGUUAGAGCUUGCAUGGGAGGAGGAAUUCGGAGGAAUUUCAUUAUUCUAGUCUGAUGAUACCAGCCGUAGGAUUUGGCACAGCAUUUGCCCACGAUCUUGGAGAUCUGGGCCCUAGGAGUUUCUUGAUUUAAGCAUACACGGCCCAAAGGGAGGAUUGAUAGAAC